AUGUUCCUGCUGGGCGGUGUGAGUGCUGGUCUGAAUUCUUGGGGCCGGGCAUUCCAGACCGAGAACCAAUUGCAGGCCUCCAUCCCCUCGGUGCCCUCCGCGGUGCCGGAGUCCGCGCAGCGGAUGUGGAACACCUUCCGUGUGAGCGCUGCAAAGUGGACGGCGCCCAUGGUCAGCUCCAGGGCCGAAGCCUAUGGCUCCUCUGGUGGCGUUUGCGGGCUCAUGGGCCUGAGCUUGGGCCUGUCGCUCCACCGCUUCUACCGGCUGCUCCUUGGCGAGAGCGCGUCGAGCGGAUCGUGGUCCAGGCAGCAUGGGUGGCGCUUGUCCAGACCGUCCCGGCCUUUUGAGCU
Durusdinium trenchii is the source of this 350-nucleotide messenger RNA. The record is from the annotation of a GenBank genome assembly. Lineage: Eukaryota; Dinophyceae; Suessiales; Symbiodiniaceae.